AUGUCCCUCGGGGCUUCUGCCGACCUUCGAGAUCGUUCAGUGAGCCCUUACAUCGCACUGCUCAUCAUCAAAUUAUAUUUCUGUGAGAGGAAGGGCGGUGGUCACUUCAGUCCACGCGUGUCAAGGGUUACUCUGCUUUCCCUCUUCAGUGUGACGUCACAACAAGCAAACCUACAACCUCCAGCCUACAACCCUCCCGCCCCAGCCUACAGUGCCCCUGCACCUGCCCCGUCAGGACCUGCACAGUACGACUUCAACUAUGCCGUGAAAGACGACUACUCCGGAAACGACUUCGGUCACCAAGAAAGCCGAAACGGAUACGACACUCAGGGUACCUACUACGUCCAGCUUCCCGACGGUCGUCUGCAGACGGUGACCUACACCGUGAACGGCGACUCUGGCUACGUAGCUGAGGUUUCUUACCAAGGAGAAGCCCAAUACCCAGCCCAGGAGCCUUCCAGGUCCUACCAACCUGCUCCAGCUCCAUCCUACCAGCCUGCCCCCUCCCCAUCCUACCAACCUGCUCCCACUCCUGCCUAUGGCUAAUCUUUCAUAUCGAUAUACUAGAUCCUGAAAAAGAACGUGUCUCUUAUUGUAAAUAAACCAUUGUGUUCAA
Molecule: messenger RNA, 616 nt
Organism: Penaeus vannamei (Pacific white shrimp)
Lineage: Eukaryota; Metazoa; Arthropoda; Malacostraca; Decapoda; Penaeidae
Source: RefSeq, a predicted model, not a curated record